This is a messenger RNA of Andrographis paniculata, 1365 nucleotides long. RefSeq lists its product as uncharacterized. The transcript is spliced from 3 exons. NCBI's taxonomy places the organism in Eukaryota, Viridiplantae, Streptophyta, Magnoliopsida, Lamiales, Acanthaceae. The record is from RefSeq and is a predicted model, not a curated record. The coding region runs from base 305 to 1033 and encodes 242 amino acids.
CUUACAUACGGAUCGGUGAGCGGAGGUUCCUGCCGUUUCUGGAGAAUUCUGGAAACAAUCAUCUACAAUAAUCCGCCAUUGCUGCCUAUGCAGCUUCUACAACUUUCUAUCACAACCUUCUCUCCCAUCCCAUCCAUCACCACACUGCUUCCCACUUUCUCGUUUCCGCCUUCCAAUUUCUCCCUUCCCUCGAUCCCCAUCUCCGGUGCCGACAACUGGAUUGGAUUCGACUUAUUCCGACUGCCUGGCCCCCGUUUUCAUCCACCUCGAGGUUUGCAGUUUGCGGAAUUGAAGAAUCUCCAGCAUGAAGGAUUGUUUCCCGGCGAGAUUGAAAAGGAAAGACCUAGAAGAUGUCAGCGAUGAUUUCUCCGACUUCUCCCUUUCUUCUCCGGCCAGAAAAAUCCGACGACUGGAUGCUGAGCAGCUUCCGCCUAUAAUCGAGGAGGAAGAAUGUGAGAUUCCUAUUGAGAUUGAAGAACCUCUCCCCGAUGAACAGAGUUAUGUCAGUAAUUAUUCCUGCGGUAUAAGGAUUGAGGAGUUACCAAACGAGCCAAGUAAUGAAGAGAGGGCAAUCGUAUUAUUUAAGCCAAUGUCUGCGAAUCCGCUUGUCCAAUCUCCGUCCAAUUUCUCUGUCUCGCCUAAUCUGAUUUUGGGGUUCAAAAAUCAAAUGAUGUUGUCUAGCAAGUCAGACGGCUGGAAACCAACGGGUGGGGACGAGGAAGAAAACGAUAGCUCCGGCGCAGACAACGGAUGUCGUGCUGUUGUCCCAUGGGUUGCACCGCAGCACAGACCCACUCCUGGAGCAGAAGAAUUGCUUCCUCAACAAGUUGAUAGUUCUGAAAUGAUGGAUACUCAAGAAGUGGCAGGAGAAACAGCCAUGGAUGUCGAGGACAGUCCUGGCUUGGAUCAAGGGAACGUUAAUGGCGGAACCGGAGCAGGGUUAGAGCAGCAAUUUCAUCAAUGGCAGAAACAGCACUGCUUGAUUCCAUCACCUCCUCAAAACUCUACAACGCCCAUCACCUGGUACAGGUGAGCUUGGCUUGGCUUACAUCUUUGGAAUUGUUUGUUGUUAUAGAUUCAGGUAUGUUAUGUUAUGCACCUAGAUUUCGUCGACUACAUAGGCAUGAAGAUAUAUAGGUUUCUUAAAAUCAAAAUGCCACUUUUGUCUAAUCCAUGCCUAUGUUAAGCCCCAACUUAUAGGGAAUCUCUCUAGUAAAAGGCAUUUUUUGUAACUAUGUAUCUUGGUAUGCUAAUUUAGAAUUAGAAUUGGAAGCUAUUCGGUAGAAUAUUUGUAAAAGUAGAAUUAGAUACUUGUGUUUCUUAACAACUUGGAUCUUAUGAUUGUUGAAUAUAUAUAUUUUUUUA